UUACAAACAGCUUCUUAAGUUAGUUACUUCUUCUAAGUUAUACCCUUAUACAAGGGUUAUACUUAGCUUCGUUUGUUCCGCUCACCGUACCAUCAACUGCUCUCUAAAGCUAAAGGAACUUUGCUAAAGAACCGGUACUGUGUUUUUAUUUGAACGUCAGCGGUACAACGGUGCUCGUCUAGAAGGAAAUCUUCCUCUCUCCAAAACAGUUCCUGUUUUAUGUUUUGCUUCGUGCUCGAAUAGUUACUCAUAUACAUUAGUUCGUACGGACCGGUAACCAUUACGUGUGACACCGCGAACCAUAUCGUCUGAAUAAAUUUCACGGUGGAAUUUGGCUGCGGGUCAGAAAUUGUUCGCUCGAAAACCUGAAUAUAACGACAUUUUCUUUAAACCAUCUGAGAUUUGUCACGCGAAGAAACAGAUAUUUGACUUAGAAAGAAGAGCAGGAUAAUGGAGAACGUGACACAAAAUGGAAUCAUCUUUGUUGAAAAUAAGCAAGAGAAGAACAAGGACAUCGACAAAACCAAGAUGAUUGCUGAAGAAAAUGGAUUCAGAAAUACAAGCAUUGAUUCCUCAAAUUCCAGUAAAAAUGAAUCAAAAUUACAGGACGCCAUCCAUCGCACUUUAGGAAUAAGUGUUUUUGGAUUAAUGCGAGCUUUAAAUAUAGCCUACGUACCGUUGUUUAUAUACCGAUUGUUUGAGAAACGAGAAAAGUAUAUACCCAUUUCUGAUCCGAUACUGAAGAUACCAGCGUCCGAAUUAACACAGAAAAUAAGGAAAAAAGAGAUAUCUUGCGUGGAAGUUAUAGAAAAAUAUAUUGCAAGAAUCAAAGAAGUUAAUCCAAUUAUAAAUGCAGUCAUUGAAGAUAGAUUCGUUCAAGCACUAGAAGAAGCAAAAAAACUGGACCAAUGGAUUAAUUCCGAUGACUUUGUAAAAAAUCAAGAUAAGAUUGCGAAUGAGUACCCCCUUUUAGGUGUACCAAUUUCAGUGAAAGGCAGUAUUGGCGUAAAAGGGCUUAAACAUACCAGUGGUAUGGUUACUAGAAAUAAAAUCACAGCUGAGGAUGAUGCUGUUUCGGUCAAACAAGCAAAAAAAGCAGGAGCUAUUCCUCUGUUAGUGUCUAAUGUCCCUGAGCUUUGCAUGAACUGGGAGACAUCUAAUAAACUAGUUGGAACAACGAAAAAUCCUUACGACACAACAAGGACCUGCGGUGGAUCUUCAGGAGGCGAGGGUAGUCUUCUUGGUUCAGGAGCCUCACUUAUCGGUAUUGGAUCAGACAUUGCCGGAUCCUUACGUUUGCCAGCCCAUUUUUGCGGAGUGUAUGGACAUAAACCUACGCCCUCCACUGUUUCCGAUAGUGGGCAUUUUCCCAACAGUACCGACCGGGAGCAGUGGGAAGGAGCGUUUACUAUAGGACCAAUGAGCAGAUACGCUAAGGAUUUAAGGACUCUGUUGAAAGUGAUAGUCAAACCCGAAAAACAAGAACAGUUAAACUUAGACGAAAAGGUCGACAUAAAGAAUGUAAAAGUACAUUACAUCAACGAUUAUCCGGACAAUUCCUGCGACAAGACUAGUCAAGAAUGUUCAAACGCAGUUCUUAAAGUAGUUGAUUACUUUAGCAAAACUUCAAACGCAGAACCUGAGAAAGUUGAUUUUCAUCAGCUUCAAUUUGCUGGAGAAUUGGCUGCAAUACACUUGCUUCAAAUAGACGACAUUAAUGAUAUUUUUGACAAUAAUGACAGCUGUACUACAACUGAAUAUCUUAGGUACUUGACAUUCAGGUCGAAGCAUACUUUUAUGCCAAUAUCCUAUAGCGUUUUGAAGAAAAUUGUUACUUCUUUACCGAAAAACUAUAAAGAAAAAAUAGCAGAAGAUCUAACUUCAUUACGAAAUAAAUUUCAAGAAACUCUAGGAGACAAUGGCAUUUUGGUAAUGCCAACAUAUCAUGUGGAAGCUUUUAAACAUGGAGACGCAUUAAAAUAUGCGCUUAAUAAUGGAUAUAUGUCGAUUUUUAAUGCUUUGGGUUUCCCUGUUACUAAUUGUCCGGUGACGUUAACCAAAGAAGGCCUACCAGUUGGUAUACAAGUUGUGGGUAUGCCCUAUUCCGAUAAACUUACGUUGGCAAUAGCUGAAGAAAUCGAGAGAGCAUUCGGAGGCUGGAGGGAACCGCAGAAAUAAAAUGGAAUAUGUUUAAUAUUGCUGGUUGUAUAAUCUGUGAUUUAAUAAUUAGGCAUUAAGCUAUAUAAAAUAUUAAGGCAAAUAAAAUGUUUAAUAGUAUUCAAUACACAUAUCAUUUUGUGUAAGGUGUACAUAUUACUUUAUUGUAUUGAGUUUCUUUAACAUAUUUUUAUAUCGUAUGCAAUGUAGGAUUGUAUUAAAGAAUUUAUGUGAUCUUGAUUUUUUUAAAAACAGAUAUUUUUAUAAAAUUUUGGCUAGCAAUUUUUUUAUUUAUAAAACUAUGGUAAAUAUGGAUACAUCAUGCUAAUUGUGAUAAAAACUUUCAAUUUUGUAUUUUAGAGUAAGUGUUUAACGUCACAUUUUAUAUAUAUGUUUUAAAUAUUAUUAAUAAAUCUGGAAAUUGAAAUUAAA
Sitophilus oryzae (rice weevil) is the source of this 2589-nucleotide messenger RNA. RefSeq names its product fatty-acid amide hydrolase 2-B-like. Bases 451 to 2178 code for a protein of 575 amino acids. The transcript is spliced from 12 exons. The record is from RefSeq and is a predicted model, not a curated record. NCBI's taxonomy places the organism in Eukaryota, Metazoa, Arthropoda, Insecta, Coleoptera, Curculionidae.